AUGACUUCAGAUCCUUUGCUGGAUCUCCUUUCAGAUGGGGAGGCCAAUGUGCCCAACUACAGACAAAAAGAAGAUCUGGAGGCUCUGAGGAAAGAGGACAUUGAUCGGAUCCUGACCCUGGACAGCUACCUCAUUUACAACACCAUCUGGGCUGUGGGAAGGGCCUUAAAUUCAGCUUAUGUAUCCACAUUCAAGAGAUCAGGACGAAAUAGGGGCAUGAAGAUGGAACCUCAGAGACUGAAGGUUUUGCAGCUUCACUAUUUCCAUCAAAGCUCUCAGUUUCAUAAUAAUUCCAUAGAUGGAGUAUAUUUGGAUGAGAAAGGAGAUCUGACAGCUGACUUGGAUAUUGUGAACUGGGAUAUUUCCCCCAACAAGUCUGUUAAGAAAAUGAAAUUUGGGAGUCUAGUAAAACGGGUAUCCCAAUAUUUUGAAUUUACAGUAGACCAGAAGAGUAUCACACAGAUGGAAAUGCUGAAUAAGCCUCUGCCUCCUUCCAGGUGUGUGGAAAGCUGCCAUCCUGGAUUCAUGAAGGUGGCUCAGGAAGGGAAGCCCAUCUGUUGCUAUGACUGCCAUCCUUGUGCAGAAGGAACCAUCUCCAUCAUAGAAGAUGUGGAAAAGUGCAUCAGAUGUCCUGAAGAAUAUCAUCCAAACCAAUACCGAGACCAGUGUAUUCCUAAAAAGAUAAUUUUCCUGUCCUACAAAGAUUAUUUGGGGGUCAUUCUGGUUUCCAUUGCCUUGUUCUUGGUCUUAGCCACAGGUUUAGUCUUGGGAAUAUUCAUUAGAUUCCAAGAAACUCCAAUUGUGAAAGCCAACAAUCGUGACCUUUCCUACAUCUUGCUCAUUUCCUUGCUGAUUUCCUUUUUGACCUCCUUCCUCUUCAUUGGCCAACCAACUGGAGCAACCUGUCUUCUUCGACAAACAGCCUUCAGCAUUAUCUUCUCCAUUGCUGUAUCUUCUAUCUUGGCCAAAACGAUCAUGGUGGUGCUGGCUUUCUUGGCCACAAAGCCAGGGAAUAGGGUGAGGGAGUGGCUGGGGAAGAGCUUGAGCAACUCUAUCAUCCUUUCAUGUUCUAGUGUCCAGGUUGUCAUCUGUUCCAUCUGGUUGGGAGUCUGUUCUCCAUUCCCUGACACUGACAUGCAUUCCCAGUCUGAAGAGAUCAUCCUUCAAUGCAAUGAAGGCUCUGUUGCCAUGUUCUACCUUGCCCUUGGCUACAUGGGCUUCUUGGCUGUCAUCUGCUUCAUGGUGGCUUUCCUGGCUAGGAAUCUACCUGGAGCCUUCAACGAAGCUAAGCUGAUUACCUUCAGCCUGUUGGUCUUCUGCAGUGUCUGGAUAUCCUUUAUGCCUACUUACUUGAGUACCAAAGGAAAAUCCAUGGUGGCUGUUCAAGUCUUCUCCAUCUUGGCCUCCAGUGCUGGCCUGCUGGGAUGCAUCUUUUUCCCCAAAUGCUAUAUUAUCAUUCUGAGGCCUGAUCUGAAUACAAAGGAGUAUCUGACAAUAGAAAGGAAAAGAGUAAAGAUUGAGAAAGGGGAGAUCUAUUAUCAAAGGAACAAGGAGUGA
This is a messenger RNA of Protobothrops mucrosquamatus (brown spotted pit viper), 1557 nucleotides long. Its product is annotated as vomeronasal type-2 receptor 26-like. NCBI's taxonomy places the organism in Eukaryota, Metazoa, Chordata, Lepidosauria, Squamata, Viperidae. The transcript has 6 exons. Gene Ontology annotation, biological process: G protein-coupled receptor signaling pathway. Gene Ontology annotation, cellular component: membrane. Bases 1 to 1557 code for a protein of 518 amino acids. Gene Ontology annotation, molecular function: G protein-coupled receptor activity. The record is from RefSeq and is a predicted model, not a curated record.